AUGAGAGGAUUAUUAAACAAGCUCGUUUCUCACUCCCUCUCUGUCGCUGGCAAAUGGCAACACCAACAGCUCCGCCGCCUCAACAUCCACGAAUAUCAGGGAGCUGAAUUGAUGGGAAAAUAUGGGAUCAAUGUCCCUAAAGGUGUAGCUGUUUCUUCCCUUGACGAGGUUAAAAAGGCUAUUCAAGAUGUAUUUCCUGGCGAAAGUGAGCUGGUGGUUAAGAGCCAAAUUUUGGCUGGUGGACGAGGCUUAGGAAAAUUUAAGAACGGUUUUGAGGGUGGAGUUCACAUUGUUAAGGCUGAUAAGGUUGAAGAAACAGCUGGAAAGAUGCUUGGCCAGAUACUUGUUACUAAACAAACUGGUCCUCAAGGGAAAAUUGUCAGCAAGGUUUACUUGUGUGAAAAGUUAUCACUCGUCAAUGAGAUGUACUUUGCUAUCAUGCUAGAUCGUGCAACUGCUGGUCCAGUAUGGGGAACCAGCAUUGAAGACCUUGCCGAGAAAUUUCCUGACUUGAUUAUUAAGGUCCCCAUUGAUGUAUUUAAAGGAAUUACUGAUGAAGAUGCUGCAAAAGUUGUAGAUGGCUUGGCUCCAAAGGUUGCUGAUAGAAAUGAUUCAAUUGAGCAAGUGAAGAAAUUAUAUAGGCUCUUCUGCAAGAGUGACUGCACAUUGUUGGAAAUCAAUCCCAUGGCAGAGACUUCUGAUAAGCUGUUGGUAGCUGCUGAUGCUAAAUUGAAUUUUGAUGAUAAUGCUGCAUUUCGUCAGCAGGAGAUAUUCGCUCUCAGAGAUCCAACACAGGAAGAUCCUAGAGAGGUGGCUGCUGCCAAGGCAGAUCUAAAUUAUAUUGGCUUGGAUGGAGAAAUUGGUUGCAUGGUGAAUGGUGCAGGAUUAGCAAUGGCUACAAUGGAUAUAAUUAAACUGCAUGGGGGAACUCCUGCAAAUUUUCUAGAUGUGGGUGGGAAUGCUUCUGAAGAACAGGUGGUUGAGGCAUUUAAGAUAUUGACUUCCGAUGACAAAGUAAAGGCAAUUUUGGUGAAUAUAUUUGGAGGUAUAAUGAAAUGUGAUGUGAUAGCAAGCGGAAUUGUCAAUGCUGCCAAACUGGUUGCUCUAAAAGUUCCAGUGGUUGUACGUCUUGAAGGCACUAAUGUUGAUCAAGGAAAGAGAAUUCUGAAGGAGAGUGGAAUGACACUAAUCACAGCAGAAGAUUUGGAUGAUGCUGCAGAGAAAGCAGUAAAAGCAGCAGCUACUUGA
Dovyalis caffra is the source of this 1248-nucleotide messenger RNA. The record is from the annotation of a GenBank genome assembly. NCBI's taxonomy places the organism in Eukaryota, Viridiplantae, Streptophyta, Magnoliopsida, Malpighiales, Salicaceae.